Macaca mulatta (Rhesus monkey) is the source of this 465-nucleotide messenger RNA. RefSeq names its product superoxide dismutase 1 (gene SOD1). Gene Ontology annotation, molecular function: copper ion binding. Lineage: Eukaryota; Metazoa; Chordata; Mammalia; Primates; Cercopithecidae. The record is from RefSeq and is marked provisional. Gene Ontology annotation, biological process: superoxide metabolic process.
AUGGCGAUGAAGGCCGUGUGCGUGUUGAAGGGCGACAGCCCAGUGCAGGGCACCAUCAAUUUCGAGCAGAAGGAAAGUAAUGGACCAGUGAAGGUGUGGGGAAGCAUUACAGGAUUGACUGAAGGCCUGCAUGGAUUCCAUGUUCAUCAGUUUGGAGAUAAUACACAAGGCUGUACCAGUGCAGGUCCUCACUUUAAUCCUCUAUCCAGACAACACGGUGGGCCAAAGGAUGAAGAGAGGCAUGUUGGAGACCUGGGCAAUGUGACUGCUGGCAAAGAUGGUGUGGCCAAGGUGUCUUUCGAAGAUUCUGUGAUCUCGCUCUCAGGAGACCAUUCCAUCAUUGGCCGCACAUUGGUGGUCCAUGAAAAAGCAGAUGACUUGGGCAAAGGUGGAAAUGAAGAAAGUAAAAAGACAGGAAACGCUGGAGGUCGUCUGGCUUGUGGUGUAAUUGGGAUCGCCCAAUAA